CAAAACAGUUCACACACUUGAUACUAUUUCACACAAAAAAAAACGAAUUAGUUUGUCACAAAUGCUAACCUUGACAAAUAAUAAGAACGUUCGCGGCGACGACCUAAAAUUGUGUAUGGUCCCUGUUUUUCAAGUGGGUUUUGCUAAAUAGCUUUCUCUUUCUCUGAACCAGGGGCAUUAAUUGAUGGAUCCAUCUAGGUACUAGGUAGUCUGAAGUUUUACAACUUCUACAGUCUUCCUAUCCAGUGAUCUCUGGUCUGUGGCCAGUCUUAUAUUUUUUAUUUAAUUUUACUUUUGUCUUGUUAUUUGUUAUCGAGCUUUGUAUUGGUUUUAUCCUAUAAGAACUCGUUGCGCUAUUUUUCACUGGAAUGUCUUUAAAUUCCUAGAUAAAUUGAAAAGUUACUAGCAACAAUGGAGGUGUUUAAUAAGUUCUAUUCAUCUGUUACGAGUACGGUUUCUCAAUUGUCUGGUGUACUCCCUGGAAAUCCAGUGACUCGAGAAUUUGAAGCUACUCAAUACAUUGCUAGUGCUGGGCCAGGUCUGUUGUGGAAGAUUUAUAAAGGCUAUAAAAAAUCAACUAAGCAGGAGGCUUCCAUUUUUGUAUUCGAAAAGAAACAAUUAGACCGAUGGUCAAAAGCAGACAGGGAUAUUAUGUUAGACAUAUUAAAACGGGGUAUUCUACAGCUAACUAAACUCCGCCAUCCUCAAGUACUUACAGUUCAACAUAGUUUAGAAGAAAGCAGAGAAAGCUUAGCAUUUGCUACAGAGCCGGUUUUUGCUAGCUUAGCAAACAUUCUUGGUAACAGAGAUAACAUGCCACAGCCGACACCUAGUCACCUUGUAAACUAUAAGCUGUAUGAAGUUGAGAUUAAGUAUGGUCUUAUGCAAAUAGCUGAAGGUUUAGCAUUUUUACAUAAUGAUGUAAAAUUGUUACAUCACAAUAUCAGCCCUGAAUCUAUUGUAGUUAAUCAACAAGGAGCUUGGAAAAUAUUUGGAUUUGAUUUUUGUAUUGCAAAUCAGAGUCCUACAGGACAAGCACCAUUUUGGCCUUUUAGUGAGUACUGCCAGGCUAUGCCAGCAUUGACACAAUCAUCUUUAGACUAUCUAGCUCCUGAAUAUAUUCUUUCCGCAACACAUUCUCCAGCCAGUGAUAUUUUUUCUUUGGGUAUGCUUGUCUAUACCAUUCAUAGCACAGGGCAUCAACCUCUUGGAAAUAUUAGUGGUGAUUAUUCUAAAUUUAGAAGAUUUGUAAAUGAAUUGAGAAACUUGCCCACAUCAAAGCUUCUAUGUGUAGCAGAAGGGUUAAGAGAAUAUGUAAAACUUAUGUUAAAUGUUACACCAGAAUUGAGGCCUGAUCCUCAUCAGUUGUUAAAGAUAUCUUAUUUUGAAGAUGUUGGUGUGAAAACUCUUAACUAUUUAGACUCUCUCUUUCAAUGGGAUAACCUUCAAAAGUCUCAAUUCUACAAAGGUUUACCGCAGAUUAUUCAAAAAAUGCCCCAUCGAUUAUGUAUUUAUAGAAUAUUGCCAUGUCUAGCAAAAGAGUUUGUCAAUCCACCAAUGGUACCUUUUAUACUUCCAAAUGUUUUAUUGAUCGCAGAAAAUUCAACAAAAGAGGAAUUUAUCAAAUACAUACUACCUGUUUUGAAACCUGUUAUGUUAAUACAAGAACCAAUACAGAUAUUACUCAUUUUUAUGCAAAAAAUGGAGCUAUUGCUGAAGCUUACUCCAGGUGAGGAAGUAAAAACAGAUAUUCUUCCAAUGUUAUAUCGAGCAUUAGAAUCUGAUGCACAACAAAUACAAGAAUUAUGUUUGUCAGUGUUACCAACAUUUGCAUCUUUAAUAGAUUAUCCAGCAAUGAAAAAUGCUUUGUUACCAAGAAUAAAAAAGUUAUGUCUACAAACAAAUUAUUUAUCUGUUAGAGUAAACUGUUUGUUAUGUUUGGGAAAACUAUUGGAACAUUUAGAUAAAUGGCUGGUCCUUGAUGAAAUUAUACCUUUCUUGCCUCAAAUACCUUCACGGGAACCAGCUGUGCUAAUGGGAAUUCUUGGUAUAUACAAAUUAACUCUAAGUCACAAAAAAUUGGGUAUCACUAAGGAAGUGAUGGCCACAAAGGUGUUGCCUUUUUUAAUACCACUUUGUGUUGAAAAUGGUUUAACAUUAAAUCAAUUUAAUGCACUCAUGUCCUUAGUAAAGCAAAUGAUAUCGAAAGUGGAGGCUGAGCAUAGGACUAAGCUGGAACAACUUAAUUCCAUACAGAAUGAAUCUAAAGUAAUGGAGCAUGCGCUGACUACACCAGACAACUUAGUACCAACACCACAAACAGACAUUGACAAGAUGUUUUCGGGUCUUGGAAUUGAUCCAUUCGCAUUGAGUUCUAAACCACAGGAGAAGGAUGCAUUGCCACCUCUUAAAGAUGCAAUGUCUCUUAGUAUAGAAGACAAGCAAAGGUUAGCACAGCAACAAGAAACUCAACGGAAGAUGUCACGGAAAACACCAACAAUGCCCAUGGCCAAAGUUGUACCUCCCCCACAACUUCCUAAAGCUGUAGAUUUAACCAGUUCGUUACUACAAUCUAAUCUUACACAAUUGUCAAAACCACAAUCUAGCUUAAACCCUAAUUUAACUCACAAUAACAAUUCAAUGAACUAUCAAAUGAGCACUAAUAAUUUUAUGAGUUCCUCUCCAAUAGGAAAAGUCGGCAAUACAAUUGGGAAUCCAGUUAGGAGUCCGGUUGGCGAUACAAUUACUAGUCCAAUCGGUAAUACACUAAAUAGCUCAAUUGGUCAUACAAUGAAUAGCCCAAUUGGUAAUACAAUGAAUAGCCCUAUUGGUAAUGCAAUGAAUAGCCCAAUUGGUAAUACAAUGAAUAGCCCUAUUGGUAAUACAAUCAAUAGUCCAGUUAGUAAUACAAUUGGUGCAAUGGGAAAUUUAAAUUCACCAAUGAGUAGUAUGACUUAUGGUUUUCAAAAUCACUUAGCUCUAACAUCCUCUCCACCCCCAAAUGGUAAUUUUAAUAAUAAAUGGACUAAUCAAACAAAUAUUAAACAAGAUUGGUCCGCCUUUGAAUCUCUUUUACCGAAUUCUAAUGAAAAUAAAAAUAGUAAUGAGAAAAAAUUCAGUAAUAAUGAAAUGAUGGAUUUAUUGGGUUAAAACAGAUUACAAUUCAUUUAGUAUAUAUUAGUAUUAUAACUGGUAAAUGUUUACUUCACGUCUUACUUGGUUAAUUUUUAAAUGGUUUCUCCUUAUUUUAGCACCUCUAAUGAUUGAUAUGUACUAUUAAAUAAAAUUUUGACAUUCCUCGUACACUCUAAAAAAAAAGUAGUGAGAUUAUAGUAAUGUUUUGUUUAUUGUGGUAUUAUUAGUAGAUAAUUAUUUUAGACGAAUUUGUUAUGGCUCUGGUCAAAACGUCUAGCGGCGACAGGAAUAGAAUAAAUGAAAUUAUGGCAACAUUCCUAAGACAUUGAAUUCCUGGACGCAGCCCGCGUUCGUGAUUGUACAUGUCAAGUCUUAAAUGUCUGGAUUAAGUUUUUCUUAUUUAUGUGAGGGAUAAGAACAAGCUAUUUUUGAGGUUCUUAGACUAUUUACUGCUAGACGACCAGAUAUCAUUUUAUGACAGGUAAACGUAUUAAAAAUACGUAAUUGUAUAAAAAAUAUUUAUUUUGAUUAAAAAAUUAUUUUAAUAAUUUAGCCGCCUAAAUAUUAAUAUUACAUUCUGUAAUGGCGUUGCUUUGUAUAACAACUAUAACUUAUUGAAACAAUCAUUACGUACGAUAUCGCAUAUUAUGUUUUACCUAAAUUUUGUUUUGUAAGUCAUCCUUAGGAGUAAGUAUUUAAUGUUAUAUAUAUCCAUGCUAAUUGUUUAUAUAAAUAUAUUAUGAUCUCUUAA
Pieris rapae (cabbage white) is the source of this 3886-nucleotide messenger RNA. RefSeq names its product SCY1-like protein 2. The record is from RefSeq and is a predicted model, not a curated record. The transcript has 6 exons. The coding region runs from base 412 to 3150 and encodes 912 amino acids. NCBI's taxonomy places the organism in Eukaryota, Metazoa, Arthropoda, Insecta, Lepidoptera, Pieridae. Gene Ontology annotation, molecular function: ATP binding; protein kinase activity. Gene Ontology annotation, biological process: protein phosphorylation.